GUUGGAAGUUGGAAGGAAUAAAGAGGGUCCUGUUUAAGUGCAUUGAUGAAUCCCCUUGUGUCUCACCAUGGCAAUUCCCACCUGGUCUCGCCGGAUUCUCUUCCUCGCUCUCUUCUUCUUCUUCGUCUUUUUCAACUCCAUUCUCUACUCUCACUCUUCCAACAACAACAUCAUCAUUCUUCAACCAACUCACCGACACCACCACACUUCUUCUUCUUCUUGUCCAGCUCCUAACCCCAACCUCUACUACCAACCUGUCAUCGGAAUCGUCACCCACCCCGGUGACGGUGCUUCCGGCCGCCUCUCCAACUCCUCCGCCGUCUCCAACAUCCCCGCAUCCUACGUCAAAUUCGUCGAAGCUGGUGGAGCCAGAGUUAUUCCCCUUGUCUACAACGAGUCUCCCCAAAAACUUCUCAAGAAGCUGGAUUUGGUAAACGGGGUGCUCUUCACAGGUGGAUGGGCCAAGGAUGGUCAAUACUUUGAAACUGUUAGGAGAAUCUUUAAGAAAGUGUUGGAGAGAAAUGAUGGUGGAGAACAUUUCCCAUUAUAUGCCAUCUGCUUAGGUUUUGAACUCAUAACAAUGAUUGUAAGCGGGAUUUCAAAUUCGCAACACACCAUGAUAUUCGGAAAAUUAGGCCCCUGCUUCAACCUGGACAAUAAUAUUCUUGAAGAAUUUAGUGCUUCAGAUCAGGCAAGUGCUCUUCAUUUUGUGGAGAAUGCAGAUAUCGAGGGAAGUUUAUUUCAAAGUUUUCCUCCAGACUUGUUGAAGAAGUUGAGUACAGAUUGUAUUGUUAUGCAAAAUCAUCACUUUGGUAUAUCCCCAGAAAAGCUUUUGAACAACAAGAAGUUGUCCAGUUUUUUUGAUGUCUUGACAACAUGUAAGGAUGAAGAUGAUAAGGUAUAUGUUUCCACAAUGCAAUCUCGCAACUAUCCUGUCACUGCCUUUCAAUGGCAUCCAGAGAAAAAUGCCUUUGAAUGGGGCUCAGCAAAUAUCCCACACACAGAGGAUGCCAUUCGGGUAACUCAUUCUACAGCAAGCUUCUUGGUCAGUGAAGCUAGGAAAUCCUCAAAAAGACCAGAUGCUCAAGAAGUGAGAGACAAUCUUAUUUACAAUUACAGUCCUACUUAUGUUGGAAAAGCUGGAAAAGGAUAUGAUGAAGUUUAUCUCUUCAGAUAGUAAAAAUGGAGGAGUCAAUGGAUGCUAUUUUGGGUACUAUGUAUUAUCAUCACUGUAUGUUUCAGAAAUAAUAUUUUUGUGCACAAAGGAGGAGAAACUACUCGGCUAUCCUCAUUAGCAUGUUGUAUUACUCAACAAUAUCUUUUAAUAAUGAUACCCCCAACCUUAGAAUUCUUACGUUAGAUAAUAUUAUACAUGAUAUCACUCGAUUUAUCAUGAC
Molecule: messenger RNA, 1397 nt
Organism: Arachis ipaensis
Lineage: Eukaryota; Viridiplantae; Streptophyta; Magnoliopsida; Fabales; Fabaceae
Product: gamma-glutamyl hydrolase 2
Biological process (GO): tetrahydrofolylpolyglutamate metabolic process
Cellular component (GO): vacuole
Molecular function (GO): gamma-glutamyl-peptidase activity
Source: RefSeq, a predicted model, not a curated record